This is a messenger RNA of Hansenula anomala, 429 nucleotides long. RefSeq lists its product as uncharacterized. The transcript is spliced from 2 exons. Gene Ontology annotation, cellular component: nucleolus. Bases 1 to 429 code for a protein of 142 amino acids. NCBI's taxonomy places the organism in Eukaryota, Fungi, Ascomycota, Saccharomycetes, Phaffomycetales, Wickerhamomycetaceae. The record is from RefSeq and is a predicted model, not a curated record. Gene Ontology annotation, biological process: negative regulation of transcription by RNA polymerase II; rRNA processing. Gene Ontology annotation, molecular function: DNA binding.
AUGGUUACUUUUAGUUGUGAAGUUUGUAACGAAUCCAUGCUUAAAAAGAAAGCAGACCAACAUACUCAAAGAUGUUAUGGUGCUUACUUUACCUGUAUUGAUUGUUCAACCACCUUCAAUGGUGCUGAUUAUAGAAAACAUACACAAUGUAUAACGGAGGAUCAAAAAUACCAAAAGGCGUUGUAUAGACCUAAGAAACAACAACAACCUAAGCAACAACAACCAAAAGAACAACCAGAAAAAGAAUCAAAACCAGUGGAGGCUAAGAAAACUGAAAAGAAAUCUAAAGUUGAAAAGCCAAAAUUUGAUUUAGGCAAACAUAAAGGUGAAAAAUUGUACAAAGUUUUGAAGAAAUUGUCAAAAGACGAUAAAAAGACAUUAUUGAAAAAGAUUCAAAUAACGAAAGAUGGUAACUUAGAAUUAGCAUAA